CCUUUGAGAUAUAAAUUUAACAAACCAAAACGUUUCCAUGAUACCCGACCUUAUUUGGAAUUUAUUUUUAAAGCCCUGCCCUAAUUUUUCAUUUAAUAAUCACAAUAAUAAUAAUAAUAAUAAUAAUAAUAAAUAAUAAUAAAAAAGCAAGACAACCUACCCUACCUAAUGUUUUUUUUGUGCUUUUCUGGAAACGCACAUUUAUGAAGGUCUUAUCACAAUAAACUGAAUUAAUAUUUAUAAAUAAUUUGCUUCUUUCAGGUCAAUAUGGAAAAAAAAAAAAAAAAAAAUCAGUUGUUUUCACGCCUACAAUUGACAUUAUGCUUCUUAGAGAAGUGAAUGUGAAUGUCCCGUUCAGUGACCCUGUGAAAUGGAAUGCUGUUGCUGAAGCAUUGAAUGCUGCAUUAAAUCCAGAAAAAGCAAUCACGUCCAGGACAGUGCGAGAAAGAACAAAGGCUAAUGGACAAACACAGAGCGGAUGAACUGCAAUCUGUUAAAAAGUCUGGUACUGAUGAGGAAUACGGAGAGCGUGAACUCCUUCUGACUGAGAUAUUGCAGCUGGAAAAAGAAGCUGAGAUAAAGAUACAUGAGAACAAGAUAAAGAAUAAAGAUGACGUGAAGACGUUGUCCAAAACCAAGGAGGAUACUGAAGGAGGCGAGUUCAUAAGGAAACGAGCAAUGGAAAGUGUAACACAAAUCAGUGAUGAUUCUGAUGUUGAUAACGGUGGUGAACUAAAGCAGCCCAAGAAGAAAAGAAAACGUAAAGAGGACCCGUUGCUAGAAUUGAUGCGCGCAAAGCUUGAUUUGGAGGCAAAACGUGAAGAGAGAUUGGAGCGCGAGCUGCAAGAAAGGGCCAAAGAGAGGCAAGAGAGAAAUGAACUGAUGAAGAUGUUAAUGGAAUACAAACGCUGAUGGUCAACAAAUAUCAAAAUGUGGGUUUUAAUCAAGUUAAUUUCAAAUCAUCAAUGAA
Gigantopelta aegis is the source of this 970-nucleotide messenger RNA. Its product is annotated as stress response protein NST1-like. Lineage: Eukaryota; Metazoa; Mollusca; Gastropoda; Neomphalida; Peltospiridae. The coding region runs from base 460 to 912 and encodes 150 amino acids. The record is from RefSeq and is a predicted model, not a curated record. The transcript is spliced from 3 exons.